Messenger RNA from Zalophus californianus (California sea lion), 382 nucleotides. RefSeq names its product U6 snRNA-associated Sm-like protein LSm3. Gene Ontology annotation, cellular component: catalytic step 2 spliceosome; P-body; U6 snRNP. The transcript has 2 exons. Lineage: Eukaryota; Metazoa; Chordata; Mammalia; Carnivora; Otariidae. Gene Ontology annotation, molecular function: RNA binding. Bases 1 to 309 code for a protein of 102 amino acids. Gene Ontology annotation, biological process: mRNA splicing, via spliceosome; P-body assembly. The record is from RefSeq and is a predicted model, not a curated record.
AUGGCAGACGACAUGGACCAGCAACAAACUACCAACACUGUAGAAGAGCCCCUGGAUCUCAUCAGGCUCAGCCUGGAUGAGCAAAUUUAUGUGAAAAUGAGAAAUGACAGAGAGCUUCCAGGCAGAUUACAUGCUUAUGAUCAGCAUUUAAGUAUGAUAUUGGGAGAUGUGGAAGAAACUGUGACUACAAUAGAAAUUGAUGAGGAAACAUACGAAGAGAUAUAUAAAUCAACAAAACGGAAUAUUCCAAUGCUUUUUGUCCGGGGAGAUGGUGUUGUACUAGUUGCCCCUCCUUUAAGAGUUGGCUGAAACAAAGAAUUUAUCAUGUAUGGAAUAUAGGAGCUUUUGUAUGAUUGCCUCUUUAAAUGUAGAAGACAUUCAA